Sebastes umbrosus (honeycomb rockfish) is the source of this 2059-nucleotide messenger RNA. It is a transcript of the gene slc43a1b, whose product is annotated as solute carrier family 43 member 1b. The transcript is spliced from 15 exons. Gene Ontology annotation, biological process: neutral amino acid transport; transmembrane transport. NCBI's taxonomy places the organism in Eukaryota, Metazoa, Chordata, Actinopteri, Perciformes, Sebastidae. Bases 217 to 1929 code for a protein of 570 amino acids. Gene Ontology annotation, molecular function: neutral L-amino acid transmembrane transporter activity; L-amino acid transmembrane transporter activity. The record is from RefSeq and is a predicted model, not a curated record.
UGUACUUAGAGAGGGAGAGAGAGAGAGUCAAUGUGAGUGCACAUGUGCGAGUGAAUACAGCUGUCACACAGUGGGAGGAAUACUUUAAAUCUGCAAAAGAAAGGAAGAAAGUUUAAACUCCAACAUUCUCCUGUCUGGAAACAGAAGCAGCAGCGGAGAUAACGUGUCAGCAUACAAACACAGAUCAUCUACUGGAGGCUCAACUCGUGAACUGUCAUGGCUCCAAGCUUGGCCCAAGCUUUCAGGAGGAGGUGGUGGAUGGCUAUCACAGCCAUCAUAGAGAACCUGCUCUGCUCUGCGGUUCUGCUGGGCUGGGGCUCACUGCUCAUCAUGCUGAAGAAUGAAGGCUUCUAUUCCCACCUUUGUAUCGAAAAUGAAACUGUCGUCACCAACGUGACUUCCACGGAGAGCGACAGCUGGCGGAGUUGUGUGGAGCAGGAAGAGGUAUUGAACCUUGGCUUCACCAUUGGCUCUUUCCUCUUGAGCGCAGCCACUUUACCUCUGGGGAUCUUGAUGGACAGAUAUGGGCCGCGCCCACUGAGGCUCAUUGGCAGUUCAUGUUUCGCAGCCUCCUGUGCAAUGAUAGCUGCAGCUACAUAUGACCCUGAAGUGCUGUCUGGCCUCAUCUUCCUCGCUGUCUCCUUCAACGGUUUUGGAGGAAUCUGCCUGACCUUCACUUCACUCACACUGCCUAACAUGUUUGGGAAUGUACGGUCAACCAUCCUCUCCUUGAUGAUUGGCUCCUACGCUUCUUCAGCCGUCACCUUUCCUGGUGUCAAGGUGAUUUAUGACCUCGGCGUGUCAUUCCACACCAUCAUGUGGCUUUGGUCCGGUCUGGCCGGCUUAGUCUUCGUCAACUGCUUCCUAAACUGGCCUGCUGAAUCCUUCCCUGCACCCGAAGACAUCAGAUACACUAAAAAGGUGAAGCUGAGUGGAGUUGUGACAGAGGACAAGAUUACUGGGGACAGGUACAUCACCCAUGUGACUGUCAUGGAAGACACGAUGGGACCUAACCAGUCAGAAUCCGAGCAGACAGACUCCAAAAACCCAACCCAGGGCUCGGUGCCACUCUGUCAUUCUAUGUGCACUCCCAUCUUGCUGUGGAGUCUCAUCACCAUGGCGAUGACCCAGCUGAGGCUGAUCUUCUUCAUGGGUGCCAUGAACAAGAUGCUGGAGUUCCUGGUCACCCACGGCAACCCCAACCCCUCAGAAGAGCUGCAGAAGGAGGUGGAGGAACAAGUUGGCUUCUACUCAUCUAUCUUCGGCACAAUGCAGCUUCUGUGUCUCCUGACCUGUCCUCUGAUCGGCUACAUCAUGGACUGGAGGUUGAAAGAGUGUGAAGAGGAAAAUGCAAACCCACACACAGAGAAGAGCCAAUCAGAUCCCCCAAAGAGAGACAGAAAGAUCCAGAAACUGACCAAUGCCAUGAGAGCUUUCAUCUUCACCAACCUCCUAUUGGUCGCCUUCGGAAUAAUUUCCUUGAUUGACAACCUGCCUUUACAGAUGGUGUCGUUUGUUCUGCAUACCAUAGUGAGAGGAUUUAUCCACUCCUGCUGUGGAGGUCUCUAUGCUGCUGUGUAUCCAGCCAACCACUUUGGAACACUGACAGGCCUGCAGUCAAUGAUCAGUGCUGCUUUCGCCUUGCUCCAACAGCCACUGUUCAUACUGAUGGUGGGACACCUCAAUGGAGAUCCUUACUGGAUCAAUUUGGGCCUUCUCAUCUUCUCCGUGGCGGGCUUCCUGUUGCCAGGCUAUCUGUUCUAUCACCGUAGAAACCUGAUCAGGGCAAAGGCAGAGCGUGAUAGGCUGGCUGCCAGCCAAUCAGACAAAGAGAAUGCUCCUCUAACCAAAUCAGACAGUGGAACUGCUAAGAGACCAGCCAACGGACAUGCGGCUAAUGGAUACACACCAAAUGGACACACUGCUUAAGAUGAUUGACAGGAGUGAAACGAUCAAUUUAUAUAACACCAUUCAGUCUCAGUCUGAGGAUGUAAAUGCAACCUCAACUCUGGUUUGAAAACUGUGACAUCUAGCAAAAACAAAACAGGACAAAAAAAAA